AUGCAGUUACCCAGGAUGCUUCAGGGGCCAUACCGGAACCUGGACGGGGAUCGCCCGCUUUUCCAGCUCCCCUACACCAUCUUCACCAUCGGGACACUUGCGCUCCCUAUUACUGGACUUGUUGUCUCCCUGUUCGUUGCUCUCAUAUACCACUUUGAAGAUGCUAUAUACACACACUGUCGUGUGUCCAAUUACCUCCCGUCCAUCAGUGCCGCCAUCAGCCGCGUGCCGGAGCGCUACAUCUGGCGCUGCUGCAUCGCCUUGCACUCGGCUCCCCGGCUCCUGAUGGCCGCCUCUUAUUUUAGCUUCUAUCGCCGUCGCUUCGCUGCAAAGCUUCCUGAGCUGGUCCUGAGCGGGAUGGCGUUGUUGUGCAGCCUCACGGAAAACUCUGCCCUGUUGCUGCUCACAUACGUGGCGUCCACAGAGGACUACACUGUUCACAAAAACUGCUUCUUCGUGUUCAUCGUGAGCUCGCUGCUGCACAUGCUCAUUACGUGCAGACUGUGGCAUGUCAUCAACAGACGCUAUGUGAGCCCAGAGGAGGUGAAGUCGUACAGGUGGAAGCUGCGCCUGUUCUUGUUCAACGUGAGCAGCUGCGUGGCGGCUGCGUACUUCUUCAGACGCCACAACCAGCACUGCGAGGCCGGAGGGUCAAACAAAUCUACAGUUCUCCCUCGCAAUAUCGCUGGUCGAUUAUCGCGCCCUCGCUAUAGUCAAAACACAUAAAAUACAAGUGAAAUGUAGUAUUCUGGUCACUAGGUGGAAGUAAUGACACAAAACAUUCCUGACAUUCAUGACCUUACAUCACAUUACCUUAACACUGCAUUAAGUCAUUCAUGGCAUGUCUGACAAGAUAGAGUGGAAAAAAAUGUCUCCUCCCAUUCCGUGUGGAAGUGGUAAGUUUCUGGCUUCUGAAGUUUAGAAGAAAUACAUUAGAGGCUAACUUGCUUGCUAGCUAGCGGUCGUCUCGAGUCCCUGCGGCAUAAGAGUUGCGCAAUGUGAUGUAAACAAUGAAUAAUAGGCACGUUAUAAUGUUAAAGAACAUAUUUAGAAAGUCAGAAACAGGUUUUCUGUGCUCUAACUACGAAAAUAUUCAAUUUAUUCACAUUGAAUCCCAUAUCGUGGAAAUUCAUUUAACUGAAAUCUGAAGCAGCAUUUACCUUGCAGUACAGCCAAUCAAAGCAUUGAUCUUGCCUACCACCUCUUGACGGGUUCCUUUUUUAUAUGCAUUGCACCAUCAUGAAAUGAAAGGGCGUUAAAUCAAUAAAAAGGUCAUUAAACAAAUAAAUCGAUCAUUGAAUAAAUACAUUGGUUAUAAACUGAAGAAAUAAAAAGGUCAGGUAAUAAAUCUACUUUUCACAAUGAAAUGAAUUGGUUUGUUAUUUCCGAUUAUACUGUGUUUCACAAUUUCAUGUUUUUAAUAUAUUAAUAAUGAUUUAUUUAAUUGUGCUAUAAGAAGCCAAGUGCUGUUCCAGCCAAUCAGAAACUUUGAAAAGCAACCGCAGCUACAUUCUGACAAUGCUGUUUUUUUUUUUAGUGAGAGAUGAACUGUACAUUUAUGCAUUCUUUAACUUCAUGUACUUUAAGUAUGCUUAAACACAGCACUGGUUUGUCUGUCAUGGCACAAAAUGCUGUUUUGGAAAGUGUUCUCCUGUAGCUACAUUCCGUCCACUCACUGUAACUGACACUGCAUUUCUGCCGUUCUCAGUCUACACGCUGUUUGCCCUGUGUGAGUACCUGGUGGUCUUCUCCAACAUAGCUUUCCACGGCACGGUGUACUGGGACUUUGAAAACCAAAUGGUCAUGGUGGCCACACCCCCUGAAGACAAACGAUACUGAAACAACAGUGGACUCUUAAACACACACACACACACGACUGUGAACCCUUAAAACUGCAGCACCUGAACUGCCUAUGAAGUGUAACGAGCUGACAUUUUGCACUUCUGGCGACCAAAAACACUCGAGGUUCUUGUUUACACGAAAUCCUCUACGUCCAAGUAGCGUGAGUCACUGUAUAUGCUCUUACUUGUGAAGUCGCACAUUACCGAGCAGCGCCUCUUGUGGCCACCGUUGGUAUAUUUCAUUCAUUGCUGAAAAAUGAACGCGUGACUGCUCAUCGUCAUCAUUAGCAACUCGAGAAAGCGCCGAGAAUCUGCAGACAGGAAGCGGAAGCGACCUCCUGCGUCUCGAGGAGACGUUGCGAAGGAAAAGGCGACAUCCUGAAAGAGCGGCCACCUCCAGUCUGAUCUGCUUCUAAAGAUGUUUCCUCCCCGAGGCCUCUGCAGGAAAUGUUGAUUCAGUCUGUCAGCUUUCACGCCGUCUUUGGAUAAUCAUAGAGAAUGUGAGCAUCUGAAACAUUUAAUUGACACUUAAAUUGUUUUCAUGUAAUGCAUAUAACUUGAGUAUUAUGAUUGGAAUGCUUGGUGAUUAAAACAAAUCUUCCCUAACUUAUUGGACUACGAUGAAACUUACUUUUGUGAUUUUUUUUCAAUUUCUAUUAUUGUUAUAACAUGUAAUUACAAUUGUAUCAUAAAAUCCAUAUAUAUUUUUCUAUUUUAUAUUACAAAAUAGUUUUUUGUAAAUUUUUAGACAUUUCUGUGACAUAUUACUCUUCACUGAUCUGUUAAGAAACAUGUUUCCGUACGUGAUGUGUGUGUGUACUGUAUGUAUAAUAAA
Messenger RNA from Dunckerocampus dactyliophorus (ringed pipefish), 2676 nucleotides. RefSeq names its product post-GPI attachment to proteins 2 (gene pgap2). NCBI's taxonomy places the organism in Eukaryota, Metazoa, Chordata, Actinopteri, Syngnathiformes, Syngnathidae. The transcript is spliced from 5 exons. The record is from RefSeq and is a predicted model, not a curated record. The coding region runs from base 1 to 726 and encodes 241 amino acids. Gene Ontology annotation, biological process: GPI anchor biosynthetic process. Gene Ontology annotation, cellular component: endoplasmic reticulum membrane; Golgi membrane.